AUGUGCUACGGGAGUGGUUGUGGUUGUGGUGUGUUCCAGCAGGCUGAGGACUACAGCUUCCUGGACAACGGGCAGGUAGCGCACAUCCUCGCCGGUCCGGGCGGUGUGCCGGAGGCGGAGCGGCUGCAGGGCCGCGGGGGCGUGCCCGCCGGCUUCGAGGCCCGCCUGCCGCCGCCCGCGGCCAACCUCAGCGCCAGGGACGGCACGUGGCAGAUCGUCUCCGGGACCAGGUACAAGUUCUUCGUGUUCUCGGCGUUCUACGACGCGCGGGACGAGCGAGUGGUGCGCGUCAUCGGCGCCACCAAGACGCGCGGCCCCGAGCGCGUGUGGUGCCGCCUGUGGUACCCGCCCGCCAACUCCACCACCACCAACGCCACCAGCCUGCCCUCCGUCUCCGUGCCCGCCAAGGUCAAGGUGAUCCGCGAGAACUGGAACCUGAAGUACAGCGCGUGCUUCGUGCUGUGCCCGCUGGGCCGCAACCUGAGCGCGCCCUCCUCGGUGUCGGUCGUGAGCCGCCUGCGGCUGCCGCCCGCUAACCGUCUGCUGGUGCGCAACACGCCGACCGACCCCGAGCUGCGCAACGGCUCCGCGCAGGGGCAGUCGCAGCAGCAGCCGCCCACGCCGCCGGAGGGACUCGCCGUCUGCGUCAAGCCUCUGCACUUCUCCUACAACCAGGCGCUGCAGCUGGUGGAGUUCCUGGAGCUGAACUCUGUGCUGGGCGCGCGCCACUUCACGCUGUACAACCACACGCUGGGCCCGGCCGUCGACUGCGUGCUGCGCGACUACGUGGCUCGCGGCACCGUCACGCUGCUGCCCUGGCAGCUCAACAUGGCGUCGCAGAAGGAGAUCCGCACCGAGGGCCUGUUUGCCGCGCUCAACGACUGCCUGUACCGCAGCAUGUACCGCUACUCGCACGCCGCCCUCAUAGACCUCGACGAGUUCAUCAUCCCGCGCCACAACGACACCAUCCCCCAGCUGCUCAGGAGUAUAAAGGAGGAGAAAGUGAACAUGGACUACUCGGCAGGGCUGAAGAAAAGGCUGGUGAUGGGCCGGGUCAGGUGGCUGGGCACGCGCCUCAACACGCGCGCCACCGGCUCCUACUCGUUCCAGAACGCCUUCUUCUACCUGCAGUGGCCGGACGACGCGGAGGCGGCCGCCGGCUCUUCGCUGCUGACGCUGCGCAAGACGCGCCGGCGCGCCAAGCUGCACCCGCACAAGCAGCGCUCCAAGUACGUGUGCCGGCCCGAGCUGGUGGUCGAGGCGGGCAACCACUUCGUGUGGGAGCUGGCGCCCGGCCACGGCACGCUCAACGUGCCCGCCGACGCCGCCAUCCUGCACCACUACCGCGUCUGCGAGUUCGGUGGCGACGACUGCGUCAAGACGCCGUCGGUGGUGGACCGCAUGGUGCACCGCUACCGCGAGAGGCUGGAGGCGCGAGUGCUGGCCCGCUGGCGGGAGCUGAGGGACCGCUGCCACCUGCCGCAGUUCCAGGUCUCCUCGGCGGCCUCGGUUACCAGCUAGCGGCCCGCCGCUACGGCUGAAGCGACUCUCCACGGCCUCACAGCUCUCCCGUCUCGCUGACAGCUGCGGGUUGGGCGUGUCGAUAGGCAUUUCGGCAAAUGCAGGUCGGGCAGACUGGAACCAACUCAGGUAGUAACAAUGCGAAGUACUGGACUACGGGAAGGUGGCCUAUAUACUCCGAGGGAAGACAGACUCUACCUCCACGGUGUCAUCAGGAAAGCACGGAAUGCACUAAAAACGGAAUCCGAUUAUUCUAAAACAAAUUACCUGGAGCGACCUGCCGACCGAUUUAUUGGUCUCACAAGCAUGCUGUCCCAGAGUCUCCUGUUGUACGAAAGAUGUACAAUUGAUAUAUGAGGCUUUAAAUAACCUCUUCCCUAUAUAACUCGUACAUUAAGUGUUGUCCGGAGCAAACCUAAUAUUCAUGAACUGCUUCUGCUUCAUAUUACAAAAUGUGUGUUGGCCUAUUAACGACUAAAGUGACCUACAAAUUUUCAAUCUACACAUAUUAUUUUCUAGUAUACACUGACACUAUACAAGGUCGUAAAUAAUUCUAGUUUCCACGCAGAUACCUAGAUCCUUUGCUGAUACGUUUAAUACUUUUUUCUUCUUAAAACAACAAUGUUUGUUGUUGUUGUUGUUGUUGUUGUUGUUGUCUUCAGUCCUGAGACUGGUUUGAUGCAGCUCUCCAAGCUACUCUAUCCUGUGCAAGCUGCUUCAUCUCCCAGUACUUACUGCAGCCUACAUCCUUCUGAAACUGCUUGGUGUACUCAUCUCUUGGUCUCCCUCUACGAUUUUUACCCUCCACGCUGCCUUCCAAUACUAAAUUGGUGAUCCCUUGAUGCCUUAGAACAUGUCCUACCAACCGAUCCCUUCUUCUAGUCCAGUUGUGCCACAAACUUCUCUUCUCCCCAAUCCUAUUCAAUACCUCCUCAUUAGUUACGUGAUCUACCCACCUAAUCUUCAACAUUCUUGUGUAGCACCACAUUUCGAAAGCUUCUAUUGUCUUUUUGUCUAAACUAUUUAUCGUCCAUGUUUCACUUCCAUACAUGGCUACACUCCAUACAAAUACUUGCAGAAAGGACUUCCUGACGUUUAAAUCUAUACUCGAUGUUAACAAAUUUCUCUUCUUCAGAAACGCUUUCCUUGCCAUUGCCAGUCUACAUUUUAUAUCCUCUCUACUUCGACCAUCAGCAGUUAUUUUGCUACCCAAAUAGUAAAACUCCUUUACUACUUUGUCUCAUUUCCUAAUCUGCAAUAGCGUUAUUGUAACCCAACAUUAAGAUUUUUAUAUUUUGACUAAAGUUCAGUCUUGAUCACACCAUUUAUGUUUCAAUGACAUAGGUAACCGGUU
This is a messenger RNA of Schistocerca serialis cubense, 2875 nucleotides long. RefSeq lists its product as uncharacterized. Lineage: Eukaryota; Metazoa; Arthropoda; Insecta; Orthoptera; Acrididae. The transcript has 7 exons. Bases 1 to 1521 code for a protein of 506 amino acids. The record is from RefSeq and is a predicted model, not a curated record.